UGAAAUUAUUAUAUAAUACUUAAAUUAUAUUAUGUUUUUAUGUUUAGAAUAUAUUCUAUUAAAAUAUCAAAUAUAUUGAUUAGAUAUUAUUUGGAGUAAUGUAAAUGAAACAAAUAUAUGGAAAAAAAAAAAUUAAGAUUAAUAUUUGAUGUAUUAGGCAUACUUGAUUUUUUAUAUUAGUUUAAUAUGGUAAAAGAAUUUGUUUCUAUAUUUGUUUAUAUAUCCAAAUUUAUUUAUUUGUUGUAUUGAAUAUUUCAGAUUGUAAUUUUAGAACUUAAAAUAUUAAUCAAAACCCGUUCGAAUGACUUUUGUUAUUUAGACCACAUUUUCAAAAGUCUCACAAAACCAACAGUUAGUCUGUAUAUAAAAAUUUGAAGACGAUAUACUUAUGGGUAAUAGGAGGUAGACCUUAUAUUAUAACAUUUCAGUUCUAAUAAUAAUCUAUGAAAAUUUAAGCCCUCUGUAAGAAAAAAAACAAAAUACCAAAACCUCUCAAGUGUUCACAACGUCUGGUAUAGUUUGCUUUUAAACAGUUUCUGGUAUAGGGUUAGUGAGUUACGGUUAUAUUAUUUUCUUAAAAGUAAUAUGUAUGUCCACUUAUAUAAAGAUAUGGCUUCUUAAAUAAAAGAAAUAAAUAAUUGAACACAACAUUUAUCAAUGUUCCUAUUUUAAUAGAAUAGAAGAUCCAAAAAUCAAAUCGGACCGAGCGGUCAAACCGGUCCGACCAUAACUUAUUGAAAAAGCCAAGCCAGAUUUGGUUUAGAAUCGGAGUUUAAAAAAAACCUAGUAAAACCAACUUAAAAUCGGUAGAACCAGUAAUUCGGAUCAACUUUAAAAUCCGACUGCGAAAAAUCAACAUAUAAUAAAUAUAUUUUCAGUUGUUAUAAAAUUUAUGUUUCAUAAUCAAUGUUUGAUUAUCACAAUUUAAUUGUUUUUCUAAGUAAUUCUAUUUUCUUAAGAAAGAAUGUAAAAAAAAAAACUUUUUUAUCUUUCAUAUACUAUUCUUAUUUUACCAUAUUGAUUGAGACUUUAAUUGUAUAAAUAAAUAAAUAUAGCAAUUUGAACGGUCAAUCAUUUAGUUUUAUAUAUUUUGAAUUUACAUUGUAUUCACUUGUUUUUUGUGUAUAUAGUUAUAUUUAUACUUAUAUUUUAUUUUCUAAUUAAUUGAAAAAAAAUAAAGAACGUGUUAUACGUGGAGAUACUUUUUAGGUCUACUAGUGUUAAUAUAUGAUUAUAUAUAUUUAAACUUUGAAAAAUGAUUCGACUUGUUGAACCAGUAUCCUGUCCGGUUUUCAAAACAUUGUCUCAAACUAUAAAAUAAAAUAAAAACAGAUAAUUUCCUAUUUUUACAGAAAAUAUAAAUAUUUAAUCACCCUGCAAUAUAAAUUUAGACUAAUAUCCAUAUACUUUCUGUAAAAAGAUGGAAUUUGUAUUAGUUUGAUUAUAUUGUGAGAAAGUGAAUGAAAAAGAUAUUUAUCCGUGUUUUGGAAAAUAAAAAGAAGGAACAACAAUAAUAAUAGUAUGUACGAUCAGAGCUGCUUCUUCGCGUGAAAUUAGAUCUAGCGGUAAGCUUUUUCAAUUUUCAGGUAUCCUAUGAAUAAAACGACACAACCUAUAAAAGUUAAUUUUUUUUUUUUUGUAAUUUCUUUCUUUUAGUAAAAUUUGAAUUUAUUCUCCUCACCAAACAAAUAGCAGCAGCUUUCAUGCAAAGUUUACCAAAACAAAAUGUUCCCAUAUAGCAUUGGUUUUCCCACAAAAAAUAUAAAGAUAUCAAAAGCUCAAGCAUAGAGAGAAAUAGAGUAAAGAAGAACAAUCAUUUCAAAAGCAAAGCAUUUGUCACUUUCUCCUGCUUCCUCACCUAUCAUCCAAACCAAAAGCAAACACUACUUUCCUUUCCCCCGAUCCGACGUCGUUUAAUAUCUCAGUGAGACAUAUCUCCAAACAUCAUCGACCAGCGAUUACACAGGAAAAUGCAAGAUCCACGCAACCAGGUUCCACCUUCUCCCACAAUCUCCUCCGUCUCUUCCUCCGAUCUUGAUACAGAGUCGACAGGAUCCUUCUUCCAUGACAGAAGCAUCACACUUGGAACACUUAUGGGGUUUAGUUUCACAGCAACCAUGCCGAUGAUGCCAUUCAGAGCUUCUUCUCACCGCCACGUGUCUCCCUCCAUCUCAGUCUCACGUGCCACCAGCUCCAACGCUACAAGACGCAACCUGAGGAAGCGUCCUCCUCCGAACUCGUCUGAGCGGCAUCGCCGUCGCAAGUGGUGGCGCUUUUGCCGAGACGACGACGACGACGACGCCGGAAACGGGAUGCACCGUGGGUCCGCAGAAUGCAGACGGUCAUCGCUCGGAGAGUAUUUGGAGGUGGAAAGGAGGUCUGGAGACGAAGCUGUAUAUGGCUCAGCCGAGGCGGAGCUAGAGGGUGCGGUGGCGCGUUAUAGGGAACAGCAGCCGGCGGCGGUUGGGGAAAGAGCGUUGUUCGCUGACGGGAGGGUUCUUCCUCCGGCUUCAGCUGAGGUUGUUAGCGGAGAAGGUACGGAGGCGGUUACGGCACUUUGUAGAUUCCCGGUUUCCUUAACCGGUAUAUGCAGCGGAGGCGGAGGAUAGAUCCGUCGGUUGUAUUUUAAUAUUUGUGUGUUCAAUAUUCAAUAUUUUUUAGAAUGUGUAAUCAUAGUCUGUGAAAAAAAUGGGACGCAGUUCAAUAACAGCAACAAAGAGCCGAAUGAUUUUUUUUUU
This is a messenger RNA of Brassica rapa (field mustard), 2738 nucleotides long. RefSeq lists its product as uncharacterized. NCBI's taxonomy places the organism in Eukaryota, Viridiplantae, Streptophyta, Magnoliopsida, Brassicales, Brassicaceae. The record is from RefSeq and is a predicted model, not a curated record.